AUGCGUCCAUUGUCUUCGGUUAUUACUUUUAUUGACCUCGCGGGCCACGAACGUUACCUGAAGACUACCGUCUUCGGCCUGACCGGGCACGCUCCAGACUUUGUUAUGCUCAUGGUCGGUGCCAACGCGGGCAUCGUUGGGAUGACAAAGGAGCAUCUGGGUCUGGCCCUGGCUCUUUCCGUGCCGGUCUUUGUGGUCAUCACCAAAGUGGACAUGUGCCCUCCCACUGUCCUCAAUGAGACCGUCAACCUGCUGUUCCGCAUUCUGAAAUCGCCCGGAUGUCGCAAGAUCCCCGUCCUUGUCUCAAACAAAGAUGACGUCAUCUGUUCGGCCAUUAACUUCACCUCCGAACGCAUGUGCCCAGUCUUUCUGGUCUCCAACGUUACGGGCUCCAACCUGGACUUGCUAACCUCCUUCCUCAACCUCCUUUCGCCUCGUUCGCCUUCUCGUCUGGAGGAUCCGGCUGAAUUCCAGAUCGACGAGCUCUUCACUGUGCCCGGCGUGGGUUCUGUCGUCUCAGGCACCUGCCUGGGUGGUAUCAUCCGAGUGAAUGACGUCCUUCUCCUGGGCCCAGAUACCUCGGGGCAGUUCGUACCAGUGCCGAUAAAGAGCAUCCAACGGAAGAGACUAGCCGUGAAUGAGGUCCACGGCGGCCAGGCUGCGUCAUUCGCACUGAAGAGGCCUAAGGGCAGCCAACUGCGUCGCGUAAGUGCUCUCUCUUGUUAUCUUUAUUACUGUCUAAAAAAGUGGGGGAGGGGGGUUCGGUAA
Molecule: messenger RNA, 768 nt
Organism: Dibothriocephalus latus
Lineage: Eukaryota; Metazoa; Platyhelminthes; Cestoda; Diphyllobothriidea; Diphyllobothriidae
Source: the annotation of a GenBank genome assembly